CCCCCCCCAGUGAAGUUCAGUCGGUGCGCAUGUGCGCCCACCUGGUGGAGGCCUGUGGUGACUUCUCCAGAUGCUGAGGCUCCUGUGUCCCUGGACCAGGCCGGGGCCGAGCGCCGGAGGAGGGAGGAGGCUGCGUCUCCUGAAGCGCUGUCUGUUUACCAUGAAGGUGCAGUCUCCAGAAUUCCAGUCCCUUUUCACCGAAGGACUGAAGAGUCUGACAGAAUUAUUUGUGAAAGAGAAUCAUGAGUUGAGAAUAGCAGGAGGAGCUGUGAGGGAUUUGCUGAAUGGGGUGAAACCUCAAGACAUAGAUUUUGCUACCACCGCCACCCCUACCCAAAUGAAGGAGAUGUUUCAGUCAUCUGGCAUUCGGAUGAUCAAUAACAAGGGGGAGAAGCAUGGAACAAUCACAGCCAGGCUUCAUGAAGAAAAUUUUGAAAUUACCACACUAAGGAUCGAUGUCACAACUGAUGGCAGACACGCUGAGGUAGAAUUCACAACUGAUUGGCAGAAAGAUGCCGAACGCAGAGACCUCACUAUAAACUCCAUGUUUCUAGGUUUUGAUGGUACUUUAUUCGAUUACUUUAAUGGCUAUGAAGAUUUAAAAAAUAAGAAAGUUAAAUUUGUUGGACACGCACAUCAGAGAAUAGAAGAAGAUUAUCUUCGGAUUUUAAGAUACUUCAGGUUUUAUGGCAGAAUUGUGGACAAACCUGGUGACCAUGACCCUGAGACUUUGGAAGCAAUUGCUGAAAAUGCAAAAGGCUUAGCUGGAAUAUCAGGAGAGAGGAUUUGGGUAGAACUGAAAAAAAUUCUUGUUGGUAACCACGUCAACCACUUAAUUCACCUGAUCUACGAUCUUGAUGUAGCACCUCAUAUAGGUUUGCCUACAACUGCAAGUCUAGAAGAAUUUAAUAAAGUCAGUAAAAAUGUUGAAGGUUGCUCAGCAAAGCCUAUGACUAUCUUGGCCUCACUGCUCAAAGUACAAGAUGAUGUCACAAAAUUGGAUUUGAGGUUGAAGAUUUCAAAAGAAGAGAAAAACCUUGGCUUAUUUAUAGUUAAAAAUAGGAAAGACUUAGUUAAAGCAACAGAUAGUUCAGAACCAUUGAAACCCUAUCAAGACUUCAUUAUAGAUUCCAGAGAGCCGGAUGCAAGUGCCCGAGUGUGUGAGCUGCUGAAGUACCAGGGUGAACAUGGUCUCCUCAAGGAGAUGGAGCAGUGGUCCGUGCCCCCCUUCCCCGUGAGUGGACACGACAUUAGGAAAGUGGGCAUUUCUUCCGGGAAGGAAAUCGGUGCUCUGUUACAGCAACUACGUGAACAGUGGAAAAAAAGUGGCUACCAGAUGGAAAAGGAGGAACUCCUAAGUUACAUAAAGAAGUCCUAGAGUGAGAUCUGGGUACUAAAAGAAGGACAGACAUUUGGUAAGACUGGUGAUCUUUCCCUGGCUAUGAGAUGUAAGACACUACAGCAGAGUUAAGAGAGAAUCUGUUAAGAAAAAUUUCCUCACUUUGUGAAACUAUUUCAGAUACUGACUGAAAUGAAGUCUUACCUCCUCAAUCCGAUUCUUACCACUGGAUCCUAGAAUUCUUUUGGAGUAGAUUUUGGAGUAGUUGGCUUGCCUAUUCAUGUUUGUCACUGAUACAUUUCAGUCCUUACCUGAAUUCCAAAAUUAACUUGUGCCUAUAAUACUUGACAAACCUGCCUAUCUAAAAUUAACACCAGUAAUUUUCAAGGUGGCAGCUAUCCAUAGUGGAUUUGUUCCAGCAACCUAUGUUUUGGUAUGGAACUGCUUUUUGUCUGUCAUAAUGAUUUCUUAAGUGUGUGAAGCUUGGAGAAGUAAUUUUGAACAGUCUUGGGUCUAUUAUUUUAGUAAGAUAUUACCCUUGGUUUUGGAAGGUAAAUGGGUUUAUGUAUAUCAGGUUUUAACUAUACAGUGAUAAUGCUCUUGUUUUGUUUUUAAGUAAGCAUUAUUUACUUUUACUAAUUAAAAGAAUACAGCUUGUACACAUUUGUUCCCUAGAGAUUUGGUUGCAUUCCAGCUGCUAUAUUCUGAACAUCUUUAACAUUAAUUUUUCCUUUCUGUGUGGCCAGUCAUAAUAUUUUGUACUGUAGAAGAGAAAUCUUUGGAAUGCAUAAUACUUUCAUUAAAUGCAUACACUUUUAACGAGCUAUACUAGUAUAUGAGCCAGGUCAUAUAAAAAAUACAAUGCAACAUAAAAUACCUGGAGACAUUCAAGCACCACUAGAAUAUUCUAUAUGCUGCGGGUGUAUAAAAUAUAGGCAGUACCAUGAGUCUGAGAUGCUAUGUUUGAGGAGCAAAAGGGAGAGGCACUUUUCCCUCACUGCAUGUGUUUCGACUUUUGUCUGCAGAGAUGCAGUGUCCUACUAGAUAUCCCAGAGAAUACAGAGAGAGAGAGCAAGACAGUAUGUGCGUGCGCGCGCGCGCACAGGCAUACAUUGUGUCCAUGUGCCAGUUGUGGGGCUUGAACUCAAGUCCUCUUGCUCUCACUUGUUUUUUCAGCUCAAGGCUGUCAGCCUCCCCUUUGAGCUGCACUGCCACUUCCUGCUUUUUGCUGAUUACAUAGAGAUAGGAGUCUUACAUAUUGGUCUGCCUCCGCUGGCUUUGAAGCCCAAUUCUCAGAUCCUACUGCAUGCAGAGCUUGGAUAGACUAAAUCCUGAGUGCAGUGCAAAUGAAGUUUAUUUUCAUUUACUGACACAAAAUUUAACAGUCCAUUUUUGGCCUCGGUAUUAGAAAUUGGUUAGACGUUUGACCUGAUUAGUUUUAGUUAUAUAAAUCAGUGAAGGAGAUCAGUGAAGGAGACCAAAGUUGCACAGCUGUAAAAGGAUUCAAUAACCCUUUAAACAUACAUAUAAGCAAAGAGGUAGGUAGCACAGCUUAUAAUUUUAUCUUUGUUAUUUCUUAUACCUCCAUUAUUCGAUUGUGAAUAGGUUACAUUAUUUAAAUAAGGAACACUAAAUUUAGUUUGGGUCAGUUUACGUACACAUUUUCUUUCAUUUACAUCCACUGAAAUAGAUUGCAAAAUACAGUGUUAUUUCUACCCCACAGUGGUUUAAAUUAAACGUUUUAGAACUAGUG
Messenger RNA from Perognathus longimembris pacificus (Pacific pocket mouse), 3092 nucleotides. It is a transcript of the gene Trnt1, whose product is annotated as tRNA nucleotidyl transferase 1. Gene Ontology annotation, molecular function: RNA binding; nucleotidyltransferase activity. Gene Ontology annotation, biological process: RNA processing. Bases 71 to 1378 code for a protein of 435 amino acids. The transcript is spliced from 7 exons. The record is from RefSeq and is a predicted model, not a curated record. NCBI's taxonomy places the organism in Eukaryota, Metazoa, Chordata, Mammalia, Rodentia, Heteromyidae.